This is a messenger RNA of Dermochelys coriacea (leatherback sea turtle), 8942 nucleotides long. RefSeq names its product TSC complex subunit 1 (gene TSC1). Gene Ontology annotation, cellular component: TSC1-TSC2 complex. The record is from RefSeq and is a predicted model, not a curated record. The transcript is spliced from 24 exons. NCBI's taxonomy places the organism in Eukaryota, Metazoa, Chordata, Testudines, Dermochelyidae. The coding region runs from base 2573 to 6085 and encodes 1170 amino acids. Gene Ontology annotation, biological process: negative regulation of cell population proliferation; negative regulation of TOR signaling; regulation of cell cycle.
UCCCACAGUUGCUGCAAUUUGGCAAGGGGUGAAGUGAUCCCUGUGCAAGGUUUGUACAUCAGCUCAUAAAGCAUUUUGCAAUCCAUCACUAUAUAAAUAGGUCAUUAAAAAUAUAAAGAAUGGCAUGAACUCUGCUAACUCAAAAUAAAAAGUAGAUCACAUUUUGAGCGUACCAGACUUCAGAGUUUUCCUGUAAAUUUUUUGCAACAAUGGUGCAUGCCUCCAUACUGUCUUGUAAAUAUUAUUUCACAUAAACCUAAAGUUAUCCUCGGAUCAUGUUUUCAUGCUUUUCUGCACAACCCUGAGCCUAGAAACUUUUUUUAAAUGAAAGCUUAGAUUCUCAUAGUAUCCCAUGAGUCUGGCUACUGUGGCACUAAGUAUGUGUCUAUUGUGUCUUUGCCUUAAUCUGACCUGUGCAAGGAUGUAUCACUGUUGGGGAGCCGAGUUUGAGGAGUCUAGCUGAACCAUGUGAUCACAUUUUGAACAUCUACACAAUCUGCUGUGAGUCUAAUCUCAUUCUGGUAUCUUGAGUGGGCAGAGCUUGGUGUGGUCAGAACUUGAAGGGACCACCACUGUUCUCUGGUGAAGGUUGUGGAGUUACAUCAGGGUGGAACUGGGCCAGCGUUGCAAGGAUGUUUCUUUUUCAGAUAUGCAGUACUAUUAUUUUUACACAUGGUGGUGCUGCAACACAUUUUUUGUCCCAGGUUAAAAGUACUCUGGCAACCACAGCGACUGAUAGCCUAAAAGAAUUGAAUUUUUUGGUAACUGUAUGUCAGUUUUCAAUAGUGUCCUCUGACACACAGCCAUAUGCUUUCUUAUACCUUCCACGUACUUUUACAAGUAAGGUAAUUUUGUUCUUUGUGGGCUAUUAAGGAGCUUGUUCAUUACAAUGUAAAUCUGAAAUGGCACUCUGACUGAUAGAUUCUAGGACAGUCCAUUUUGUACAUUUGCAAUGGUAAGGUUAAAAAUUACAGAGCUCCAUGGGAAUUAUAUGGCUAAAAAAAUUUCAGGAGUUUCCAGAAAUGAAAUUCGCCAUGGCUUAGAUAAGACAAAAGGAGGAUAAAAAUGGGGCUUCAUUAGAUCCCUGUUUUAAACUGGUAACAGUACGAUCUGUGGAUGAAUGGAAAUUGCAUAGGUGCAUUACACAAGAAAACAGAGAGAUGUGUUGCUCAUUUGAUCAUUACUUCACCAAAACAGUACUGCCAACCUCAAGCAUUCAAAAAUCAUGAGUCAGGGCCCCCCAAAACCACAAGUGGCAAAAAUCUUGAGAUUUAAAAAAAAAAAUAGUACUGAGGUCCUUUUCAUUUACGUUUCCGUUUCUAAGCCUUGCUUCAUGUUUUCAAGCUUUCCUCUGCAACCAGGAGGACUAGACAUUUCCUUUUUUUUUUUUCAAUGAAAGCUGAGAGCCAAUUGAUGCCAGGAGCUGGGCACAUAUAUUGCGAGACUUGUGAUAAAGUCUUGAGAGUUGGCAACACUGCAUUGGAGCACAUCCUGGUUGAGAAGGUCAGGGGGAGGUCCACAUAGGUCAUGUUUAUAUGUAGUGUAACUCCAUGGAUUUCAGUGGCAUCACCGUCUUGUCACCCUGGCAACAUGGUGUCAGAGUAUUGCAUUGCAGUGCUGUAAUAUUGCUGUGGUGCGGCCGGGGCUUGUCAUUGCAGAUGUCCACGCAACGGUGGCCUCAUUGAGUGUGGCCACGGCGUGUUGCAACUGUGUGUCCACCAUGGCAUCACAGUGGCAUGUCACCAUAGUGGUGCUACUCUGUGUAGCAGCGCCUGUGUGUGGCUGCGUGUGUCAGCAUGCUGUGUCCUUGGCACUGUAACAUGACAGACAGCCUGCCUGGAAAGCUGCCUGAGCUCAGCACUCAGACACCCUUGGGUGCUAGGCGCUGAGGCUGCAGCAGGUCCAGGCCCACUACCAGAGCCAGCCUGCCUCGCCCCCACAGGCAGCAGGCCUUGUUUACCUCCCAGCCUGCCUCGCCCCGCCCACUCCCUCCCGGAGCCUCCAAUCACGUGAUCCUCAGCCGGCGCUUCUUGCGGCCCUCUCUAGAAUCACGAGACCGCUCUGGGGCCGCGUCGCUCCCUCUUGAGAUAACUCCGCGCCACUCCGGCGCGGGGCAUCCCAAGCCUGGAACGCGAACCGCCGAGGGACACAGGCCGCUCAGAGGAAACAGCGGGGGCGGGGCGUGGGCAGGCGGCGCCGUAUCGCGCAGACGGGGCUGGUCCCGCGCACUACUUUCUGCAGCGGAGGGAUUCGAGGAGUGACUGGCUAGGCUGGAGGGAGGGAGGGAGGCAGGGCCAAGAUGGCGGCGCCCUGUGGGCUAGAGGAGCCCCGAAUGGUAAACAGCUGAGUUGGAGAGAAGGAGGGAUAGUGGCCAUGGAAAUCAAGGAACAGACUGCUUGGUUGUAGACAGUGUUGCUUGCAGUGAUCAUGAAAGGUGCCAGAUUGACAGCACUGGAAACUGAAGUCCUACUUGUCCACAGAACAGUCUGGUAGGGGCACCAAUGAGGAACCUGAAGAAGUUUUAACUUGCACAUUCAUAUAACAUGUGCAUAAGCCUAUAGUGGUAAACAGAAUGGCCCAGCAAGCAAAUAUUGGUGAGCUCCUCUCUAUGCUGGAUUCUUCAGUUCUGCUUGUCCAGGAAGAUAUAACAGCUGUCCUCAAAGAUAACCUCAACUCUGACCGUGGACCGAUGCUUGUGAAUAUGCUAGUAGAUUACUACUUGGAAAACAAUUCUCAACAGGCAUUGCAGAUCCUGUCCACAUUGCAAGAGCCUCAUGACAAGCACCUACUGGACAAAAUUAAUGAAUAUAUGGGCAAAGCUGCUACCCGUUUACAUACUCUCUCACUGCUGGGUCAUGUGAUAAGACGACAGCCAUCUUGGAAACAUAAACUUUCUCAAGCACCUCUCCUGCUUUCUUUACUUAAGUGUCUUAAGACUGACACAGAUGUAAUAGUACUCACCACUGGUGUCCUAGUGUUAAUAACCAUGCUGCCAAUGAUUCCACAGUCUGGCAAAAUGUACCUUCAUGAUUUCUUUGGUAUAUUUGGCCGUCUCUCAUCCUGGUGCUUGAAGAAUCCAGGUCAUGUGGCAGAGAUCUAUCUCGUCCAUCUCCAUGCCAGUGUUUAUGCACUCUUUCACCGCCUUUAUGGAAUGUAUCCUUGCAACUUUGUCUCCUUUCUGCGCUCUCACUACAGUAUGAAGGAAAACUUGGAGACUUUUGAAGAGGUGGUCAAGCCAAUGAUGGAACAUGUACGAAUUCAUCCAGAAUUAGUGACUGGAUCCAAGGACCAUGAACUGGACCCACGAAGGUGGAAAAGACUAGAAACUCAUGAUGUUGUGAUAGAAUGUGCCAAAAUCUCCCUGGACCCAAAAGAAGCCUCAUAUGAAGACAGCUAUUAUUCUGUGUCACAGCCAGUCAGCAUAUGCUUGCAGCCUCGUCAAACUGACCCCAAUGCCAGUCCUUACAUUGACACACACAGCAGCUACGGGACUUCCACUUCUACCCCUUAUUCCACUCCUAGGCUAACCCUGUUACAAAUGCAAGGGCAGCUACCUCCGAUUCUGAGCCCACAGUCUUCGCGGCUGUCAACUGAGCCACAGCAGGUUACCAUCUGGAGCCCCUCUGCAGUUUGUGGUAUGACCACUCCACCAACCUCUCCAGGAAUUGUCUCGUCAGAGUCCUCACAAACUUCAUCACAGCCUUAUAGCAGAUAUUUUAGCACACCUGCAGGUGGAAAAGGAACCCCUCUAGGAACACCAGCCACCUCCCCUCCUCCACCCUGCAUUUCAGAUGACUUCGUGCAUGUUUCACUCCCUCCAGCUGCUGCCACACCUCUCAAGAAGGAGGACAAACCGGAUCCCGGGAGGCCUUCGCUGUCCCGUCAGCAAAAUGUCAUAAACAGCGAGAAAGCAUUGGAAGUGCCUGGCAGUAAAAGUUCUGUAAAUUUAAGUGAUCUUCCAGAAUUUUUAGGUUGCCUGGCCUCUGAUGAAGAUAGUGUUGAGAAGGACAGAGAAGAAGAUGCAAUAUCAAAAGAGAUCUCUGAGAUCACUACAGCAGAUGCUGAGCCCGUGGUGCCUAGGGGAGGAUUUGACUCUCCUUUUUACCGCACAAGUGAGAGUCUACCAGCCUCUCAAAGGAAGCCCCAUUCAGUAGCCUCCAGUGUUCAAGGACAUAGUCUGAACUCUGAACCGUUAGCCUCGUCUCAGGACAAAUCUGGGCUUGAGGGUGUGCAAGACACACCUAAACAAACAUUUACUCCCAUUGACAGACCCUGUGGAGCCUCUGAUGAAAGCCCUGCUGGUAACAGGGUAGGCCAAUCCUCUAUGGAGACCAGUAUCCUCACUCCCAGCCCUUGCAAAGUAUCAGCACAGAGAAGAAUGGGGUUUGGGAGCGGGCAGCGUCCCUCAUAUGAGCACCUUUUUGAGGUUGCAUUACCAAAGACUGCCUACCUCUUUGUUAGCAAGAAGACUGAGGAACUGCGAAAGAAAGUCAAGGGAAACCAGGAAGAAGACUGCACAUCCUCCACCUCUCCAAUGGAAGUACUGGAUAGACUGAUACAGCAAGGAGCAGAUGCACAUACCAAGGAGCUCAACAAAUUGCCUCUGCCAAGCAAAUCUGCUGACUGGACUCACUUUGGAGGUUCUCCCCCUUCAGAUGAGAUUCACACCCUGCGUAACCAGCUGCUUUUGCUACACAACCAGUUAUUGUAUGAGCGCUUCAAAAGGCAACAACAUGCCCUUCGGAACCGGCGACUCUUGCGGAAAGUGAUCAAAGCAACAGCGCUGGAGGAACAUAAUGCUGCCAUGAAAGAUCAGCUGAAACUACAGGAGAAAGAUAUCCAGUCCUUGAAGCUUAGUCUGCAGAAAGAGCACGCCAGGUACCACCAGUUUCAGGAAGAGCAUGAUAAUAUAGUGGCUCAGCUUCACACCCAGAUCCGACAGCUGCAACAUGACAGGGAAGAAUUCUACAACCAGAGCCAGGAAUUGCAGACCAAGCUGAAGGACUGUAGAAAUAUGAUUGCAGAUUUGAGGGUAGAAUUAAAGAAAGCCAACAAUAAGGUGUGUCACACAGAGUUGCUUCUCAGCCAAGUUUCUCAGAAGCUUUCCAACAGCGAGUCAGUCCAGCAACAGAUGGAGUUCUUGAAUAGGCAACUUCUGGUUCUUGGGGAGGUCAAUGAGCUGUACUUGGAACAGCUGCAGCACAAGCAUGCAGACACAACGAAGGAAGUGGAAAUGAUGCAGGCUGCUUUUCGGAAAGAACUGGAGAAAGCAAAAUUCUGUGUUCAACAGCAAAGCCAGAGGCUUGAUGCCUCCCAAAAGCGGAUAGUUGAACUGGAGUCUCAGCUUUCUAAGAAAGAUCACCUGUUACUGGAGCAAAAGAAAUAUCUGGAGGAUGUCAAAAUCCAAGCAAGAGGCCAGUUGCAAGCGGUAGAGAGCAGAUACAAAGCCCAGAAAAGAAUUACACAAGCAUUUGAGCUGGAGAUUUUAGAUCUGUAUGGCCGAUCGGAGAAGGAUAGCCUAUUGAAAAAACUUGAUGAUGAAAAAACAGAAGCAGCUGAAGCAGCAGAAGAAAGGUUGGAUUGUAGUAAUGAAGGAUUUGCAGACUCUGUGGCAGGAUACAGUGAAGAAGCAAUUGGUAGAAAUGGAGAGACCAAACCUCCGAGCACCCGGGGUAGUAGUAGCAGUAAAGGCGGUAGCAGCAGUAGUGAGCUGUCCACCCCAGAAAAAUCCCAGAACCAGAGAAUGGGUCAGUGCAGCAGUCGCUGGGAAGCAUCCAUGUUGCUGGAGCCUUCCACUAGUGUCCCACUAACUGUAGGCUCACUCCCCAGCUCCAAGAGCUUUCUUGGAAUGAAGGUGCGUGAAUUAUUCCGCAACAAGAGUGAGAGCCAGUGUGAUGAGGAAGGUAUAACCAUCAACAGUCUUUCUGAAACUCUAAAGAGUGAACUAUGUAAAGAUCCAAGCAUGGUGGAGGCAAAGGCUCCUUCAAGUCCUGACAACCCCAGCCCCUCGCCCAUGAACCAGGAAAGCAGUGUUGGACAGCUUCAUAUCAUGGACUACAAUGAAACUCAUCAUGACCACAGUUAAAAAGGAAGAUAGUAAAUCAGUGUUAUUUUCAUAUUCUUGGCAUAGAACAGGAGGCGUGAAUGCAAGUUUAAUUAAAAGCUUUUAUGUUUCAUUGGUAUGAGCAGCUAGCUCGUGGAGUGGAAACAGGACUGAUGUCUUUCUACAUAAGAUGACUGCUGAAUGAAUACAAAAUGGAUUUAGGGUCUGGAAUGGUAAUGCCCAACCUAAUUUUCUUUUGCUUCUCCUCUCUCAAAUCCCAUCAUUAGCAGUGUGUACUAAUUUGAAGGGGCAACUGUUGGCAUUUGUAAGUGUUUUUUUCCCUUCUCCCCUUCCCAAUGAGUAGUUGCAUCCUAUGAACUUGAGUGCAAUAUGAGGCCAAAUUAACCUUUGUGAAUCUACCUAUGAAUGGCACCGUAGAGACUAACAAAUUUAUUUGAGCAUAAGCUUUCGUGAAUGAGCGGUAGCUUAUGAAAGCUUAUGCUCAAAUAAAUUUGUUAGUCUCUAAGGUGCCACAAGUACUCCUUUUCUUUUUACCUAUGAAUGCUUAGUACUUUGCUUAGCUGAAAUAUCUCGGCAAGCUUCCAAUUUAGAACAGUUAAUUGUGUUACCCUUGCAGGUGACUUUGGUUAUUAUGUUCUGUAAAGAAGCAAAACCAGAGUUUCUAGUGCAUUCAUCUGAAGGUCUUUAUUUUGCCUCUUUGUUUUCCCCCAACUUUGGUCUUUAUUAGAUUGGACUACGGUCAAGUGACUAAAUGGUUAAAGAACAACACAUAUCUGCAAACUGAUGUUGCAUUCACCCCAAUUCAUAAUCAUUUUUUCUUUUGUCCUUAACAUUUCCUGGAAAAUUACAUGUGAAUAAAUGUUGUCCCACCCCAAGGAACUCCAAACUAUUUGUUGAGGUCUUGUUAAAACACUAUUGCUUCUGAUUUUUUUUUCUUGGGUGGGUAAGGGGGAUGUUCAUUGUUUGUUUGACAAACUGGUACUUGUCUGACCUUAAAUUGUUGCGUGAGUGGAGGUGAUGAGAACUGAAUACUGAGUGCAGGGAGAUCCAGACAAGGACAGUAUGUAGAGAUUUUGUAUAAAGUAGCGGGUUCACCAAAACUUCCAAGUGAGCAUUUUGAAGAAGAUUCUGCAAAUGUUUCUCUUUGCUGGGAGACUAUUGUGAUGCCUGGACUCUUUUCAUUGUGGUCUUUGUCCAGGCUGACCAAGACCUCAUUCUGGGUUGAAAAAUCUCAAACAUUCUUCUUCCCAGGAGUAGUUUAUAAGAUUCCAAGCUUGAUUCAAGAAUCAUUGGAUUCACUCCCAAAGGAAGUCCUCCCCACAGUGCUAUUGCUCUCUGGGAUACAGAGGUCAUGGCAGUCCAAUUUGUGGCUACCUAGUUUUCUCCUUUUCUCUCUCUCUCUCCUUCCCCCUCCACUCCAAUUUCCCGAGCAACUAACUGUUGGGCCAGUGUAUGUAGCUCAAAAUUAUAUACAGGACCCAAACCUGCAGCCUUCCCAUCUUUAUUAUUCCCAUUGAAGUCAAUGGGGAGCCUUUCAUGCUGAAGGACUUUGGGAUCAGGAUUUAUGUCAGUCAUCAAACUCUGGUUUCCUUCUUGUCAGAACAGAGAUCCAUUAUUAGGAAAGAGAGAGAAGUUCAUUUAUGUGAGACUCUGAUACGUCUGGGUCCAGGAUUACUUAGUCUGUAAUAUAACCUUUUCAGGCUUCAGAGCCAUGCUGCACCAGUGUUCAUUUUGUUCCUACUUUUACAGAUGUAGUCUUUUUUCCCCUAAACAGUCUACAUAGGUGAUGGUGAGAAUCUUCUGAAAGGUAACUACACUUGUACUCUGUUUUUCUAGCUUGACCUAAUCUAAAUAGGGACAGAAUUGAUCAAAGCAGGCUGGCAUUCUGCUAACCUGACAAACAGAGCUGCUGUGAUUUCCAGUCUUCUCACCCUCCUUCCCCCCCCGCCCCCAUUGCCCAACCAGACAAUACCUUCCAUUCCACCUCUCCCAUAACACCUAUGGUCUGUAUACAUUUCUGCCUGUCAGCCAGUCCUUUUUUUUUUUUUUUUUUCAAAGCUUGACCAUGCACAGAAUAGGAAAUAGUGUCACUUAACAAAUGACAUUGACUGGUUUCGUUGACACGUCUGUAGGUUUUCUAAGACUUGGUGGUAGUUGCAAUAGUAAAUGAGUGAAGACUCAAAGGCUUCAUAUCCCACUCACCCAGAAGUGAACAGUUUGCACAUUGCCCCUAAAAGGGCUAGCUCAGCUAUUGGGUACAGUUCUGUCACGGGAAUCAGUUAGACCAUCCCUACAGUUUGGCAAUUCCCAACAGACUAUCCUGCCACAUGGUGACUCGCUUCUUUUAGUGGAGGGUCUUUUGUUGUUGUUAGUAGCAAAAAUGCUCUGGAGCUAAUCAGAGCUCAUCAGUAGGUGGCCUUUUCUCUUUUAAAAGGAUGUUAGCACUGGGAUGGAAUCAGAAACCACUUUAGAAGGUUUAUCUAUGGACCACAAAGAUUAUGGAGGAACAAAUUUUGCCAUUGUUUUUGUAAAUCUCUAAAAUUAUGGAUCUACUUUAUGUAGCAACUUGCAUUUUGUUUAAAGGGAUCCCAUCAGUGAAGUGGAGACAGAUAUUUUUUAACUGACUGCUUUUAGUUAAAUCUAAAAACACUGUCUUUGUCAAAAGUUAAUCUGUUCCCUGCCUCGCUCUUUAUAAGCAUGUUAAACAAUCCACAUUAAAUGCCAUAAAUAUGAAAUACAAGGAAAAAUGGUACAAUCUAAGCUAAAGAGAACUUUAAACCAAAAGGAGGUUUUGCUGUCCUUAUUAGAAUGUUCUAAAAUGUCAAGGCAGUUGCUUGUGUUUAACUGUGAACAAAUAAAAACGUAUUGUUUUGCACUA